UUCGUGCGAAUCGCGUGGUGGAUCACGACCCUCAUAUCUUUCGAGAGAUGCCUGUGCAUCGCCAUGCCGCUCAAAGUCAAACAAAUCGUCACGCCAAGGAGCACGACCUGCGUGUUACUUUUAAUGGUGUUCAUCCCCCUCACGGGCAUGUACCCGGUCCUCAUAGGACGGCGCAUCGGGGACGUGUCCGUCAAGAACGUCACCGUUACCGGAUUUUACUACGCCGAGAACGGUCAGUUCCUCAACAAAGUUAGCGAGAUCUUCAGUGUCGUCAUGCAGUUCAGUUCCUACAUCAUCAACGCCAUCUGCGCCGCCGUCAUCAUAAUCCAGCUAAAUAUAGACUCAAAAUGGCGGAAUCAGUCGUCGAGCUCUGGCAAGCUCGUGAAUGCCAGAGUGUCUCGCGACAAAAGGAUCACGAAGAUGGUGGCCUUCAUUUCGUCCUUGUUUAUCCUCUGUUCCCUGGCGAGCUGCAUCAGUUACAUCCUGGUCGUGUCCCAUGUCCCCGGAUACAGUAACAAAUUCACGGACACGACCUACCUCGCCGUGCGGGAAUUUACGAUAUCGCUGGAGGCCAUCAACAGCUCGGGAAACAAUCUCGUCUACUACGCCAUGAGCUCAAAAUACAGAUCUGUUUUUAAUCAACUA
This is a messenger RNA of Lymnaea stagnalis (great pond snail), 645 nucleotides long. The record is from the annotation of a GenBank genome assembly. Lineage: Eukaryota; Metazoa; Mollusca; Gastropoda; Lymnaeidae.